AUGCUCGGCGACAAGGACACCGUCGUCAUCGACGUUCGCAACUAUUACGAGACGUGCAUCGGACGCAUAGAACCCCCGAGGGGUGGCGCCGAGUUCCUCGACCCGAUGAUGCGAAACAGCCGCGAGUUUCCCAAGUGGCUCAACGCCCCGGAGACCAAGGAGAAGCUCAAGGGCAAGAAGGUGAUGAUGUACUGCACGGGCGGCAUUCGGUGCGAACGAGCCACCGCGCUGCUGUCGCAGAUGGAGCGAGCCGAGGACGAGCUGCAGACGCAGGGCAUCUACCACGUUAGGGGCGGGAUCGACCGGUACCUGAAGACGUUUCCGGAGGGGGGAUACUGGAAAGGUCGAAACUACCUGUUCGACCUGA
Micromonas commoda is the source of this 367-nucleotide messenger RNA. RefSeq lists its product with no specific name. Lineage: Eukaryota; Viridiplantae; Chlorophyta; Mamiellophyceae; Mamiellales; Mamiellaceae. The annotation marks the transcript as partial. The record is from RefSeq and is a predicted model, not a curated record. The transcript has a single exon.